Messenger RNA from Pseudomyrmex gracilis, 2429 nucleotides. RefSeq lists its product as uncharacterized. The transcript has 3 exons. The coding region runs from base 408 to 1283 and encodes 291 amino acids. Lineage: Eukaryota; Metazoa; Arthropoda; Insecta; Hymenoptera; Formicidae. The record is from RefSeq and is a predicted model, not a curated record.
GUAGUUGAAUUUUUGUGACAAACACGCUUGUAAACAAACUCGAAAAAAAGAAGAUAUCUGAUUUCUAUCAUAUUCUUCUCGAAUCAACUGCCUGAUGGCAGCACCAAACACAAUCUCGCUUGUUCAAGUUCUUGGAGUUCUCGUUGUGGUUCUGUGUUUUUUUUCAUUAUCAGCUUCUUACAAUUUAUCUUUCCUUUGACAAUUGUUAGGCUUACUUUUACGUGAAUUAUGGUUCUUCCAAACAGUGUUUGUCGCACAUUCAUGGAAUCAUUCCGUGCUAUCUCUUUGUGUGUAUAAUCGAUAAUUUUGUGAGCGUGUGUUACAUCGAUGUAACCAAAGGUGACUAAAAAGCUCUUUAUCACUAUUUCUGUUUGUACAUUAUCGGACAAUCUCUCGGAUAUACCAGGAUGAGUUCGAGUACUCUUGGCGCAAAAGCGGAACAAUACUUUUACAAUAUAAAUUCAAUAGCUCAGAGGAUAGGUGAGGAUAUAACCGCAACAAAAGAAGCCUAUGAAGGGCUGUGGAAUACUCUGAGCAUGGCUGAACGCAAUCAAGCUAUCAACGAGACAAUAAUUCAGCCUGAAGUUGCUCUGAAGUAUACCUUGAAAAAGGUGGAGCUAACUAAGGACUUGCCCGAAUGGUAUCCAAAAUUGCGUAUACAAACUGGAAUGAAAUAUGUUAUAGAUGAAACUGGUUCUACAUUACGAUGGCGAGAUGAACAUUCUUCACCGUUUUCAUUCAAGACCCAGUCGCAAAUGAAUCUGAGUCUGUUGGAUUCUAACGAGGAUUUAAAAUUGAAAUCGAUGAAAACCUAUUUCGGCGAAUCGCCACACUUUUCCAGCCCGGUAAAGACACAGAGGAGCAAUCCUUCCUCUCUAACCAACAGUUACAGCUCCGCGCAUCAAGUUGGCUGUUAUCCAUCGGAUUGUUACGCCAGCAGUUUGUUCGAAAACGAUCAAUGCGGCGACUUAUUGACAAACGGAAUCAACAGCGAACAUUCUGACAGCAUAUUUGCCAAACUGAUCAACAAGACUUCUUUGUUGAAAUUACAAAAUAACGUUGAUGACGAUAUGGAAAGUUUGGUGAGAGAUUCCGAUACGGACAAAAGUCAAUCGAAUACUCUAGUAGUGAUGUCACGAACAAAGUCGAGCGAUAUUAAUGAAUCGACCGCUUUAUUAGAAACACCUAGUUCUUAUAGCAGUCUUCAAUCAUCUCAAUUGAACCACGAAGAUGAGGAAAGGACUAUACCAAAGACUGGAUUUGAGUUCCUUGAUAACUGGUAAAUUCAUCAGAUAUAACAACGUAAAGUUUCAUCUAAUUUCUUGAUUUUUCUACUGAUGAUUCUAUUGUAAAAACAAUAUUUUCAUAAAUAUCCCCCCCCUAAAAAAUUUUGUACGCAAGGAAUAUUUUUACUAAUUUUGAUAGGAUUUUUAUACUUAGUUAUUAUUUUAUUUGUACCAGAUACCUGACUGAAUAGAGAUUUACAUGACAAAAUAUAAUUCAAACAGAUCAAUAAUUUUAGAACUGAUUGAUUUAAAGACUGAAACAAUUUUGUAUUUUCCAUGAAAUUCAAUUCUACGAGUUUGUGAAAUCGAAUAUCAUCUAAGCCAAUUUAAACUAAUGCGCGCGCGCACAGUAGCGUUCAAGUUUCUAACCAGUACGCAUUUUUUAUUACAAUAUAAUUUAUAAAAAAACAUCUAAUAUAUAUAUAUAUAUAAAAUUUUAAUCAUUAUCAGAUGUAAAUGUAAGAUACAGAAAAUAAAAUAACAGUGAGAGAAUAUUGUUUUAUGUGUUCGUGAAAAUAGUUUUCUUACAAUAUUUACAUGUGCAAAGAUAUUUCCGGCCGUUUUGUUCUAAAAGAAAACAAUAAAACAUUCUAUAUAACGCACUUUAUAGUACUAAUUUACAUUAUAAACGUAGAAGGCUCCAAUUGUGUAAAACAAAAAACUUGAAGUGGAAACGGCCAAUGUGAGCCUUGGGACACAGUUAAUAAUGUGUAAUAUAUUUUUUGGUAAAAAAUCUCUUUAACGUUUCUUCUUUUAUUUAACGUUCUUGUGUCUACCAUGUGCGUGACACACAUUGUACGUGUCAUUUGAAUUUGUUUAUUUUUAAUAAACUCAAUAAAUUUAUUAAAACUCAUAAAGAUCCUAUCGACAAUACCAACAAAGCAAUGUAGUGUAUCGCAUAUCAUGUGAGUCAUGUGAUUACUCCUAUACAGGACAAACUAAGAGACAAGUUAAAACAAGGAUCAAAGAACACAUGAAUUACGUCAAGAAGCGGGAUAGUAGCUCUGUCUUAACUGAACAUUUUUUAAAAACUGAACACAGUUUCAAUUGGGAUUCCACACAAAUAUUGGACUUAGAAUCCAAUUACAUUAAAAGACUCACGUCUGAAAUGUUGCACAUUAAAUUGCAAACACAAAGUCUUAA